Megachile rotundata (alfalfa leafcutting bee) is the source of this 2982-nucleotide messenger RNA. RefSeq names its product Conserved oligomeric Golgi complex subunit 5 four way stop (gene fws). The record is from RefSeq and is a predicted model, not a curated record. Lineage: Eukaryota; Metazoa; Arthropoda; Insecta; Hymenoptera; Megachilidae. Gene Ontology annotation, cellular component: COG complex. Gene Ontology annotation, biological process: intra-Golgi vesicle-mediated transport.
AAUAAUGAGGGGUGAUUGAGGUACCCUAUUUUAUUGAAACUUGUACUUUACUGAGACUAAAAUUGCCGCGCAUGCGCGCAAAAACCGGUCCAAUAUCUCAUCACUGAACCAAUCAAAGCAAACAUGUGCGUAAUGAACAAAAACUCAUUACUCGGAAGGUUCGAUUGUUGAUGAAAUGUAGUUUUCUAUUCAUAUUUAGACAUAAGUGGUAAUGUUUUCAUAAAAUCCUAAUGAAAAUAAAUACAUAUAGUAUAAUUUAUAUGUUACAUUCUGUAUAACGAUAUAACAAAUAAUAAAAAGAAUCAGUACUUAUAAUAAAUAAGCAAUCACUCUUAAAGUUUAUACGUGUCAUUUGGUAUUUUUCAUUUUCGUUUUGUAUUUUUAAUAUUAUUAAUUUAAUAAUGGAUGAAAUUGCCAGCUGGGACGAAAUAGAAAAUGAUGAAUUUUUAAAACAAUUUCUUGAUGGUGAAUCUAAAAAACCUGAUGUUAACCAAGUACUCUCAGUAGCUCAACAAAUAAACAAGUUAGGUCAAGCUAUUGAAAUAUUAAAUAAUGAAUUGCAAAAACAAGUGUUGGCCAAUCAUGAGGAUUUAUUAUCACAAGCAACUUGGGUUGAAAAGUUGGAAGGAGUACUUUCGAUAAUGCAAUCUCAUGUUCAGAGUUUGCUGUCAGCAGUAGAACGUUUACGUGGAAAAAUUGUUGAUCCUUUUAAUAGAAUUGAGACACAAACAAUUGUUUUAGCAAGACUUCAUGAAACUUCUGAUCUAUUAAGGAGAGUUGCUAGAAUGCAGCAUUUAUCAAAACGUUUAUAUUCUCAAAUGACAAAUAAUGUACAGGGACCUGAUAUUAUAAAAGCUGCCAAUAGUCUUCAUGAACUUGAACAGCUAAUGAUGGAUACAGAUUUAAAUGGUUUAGAUGUUAUAGCUGAUGAUCAACAAGCUGUAAAAGCUCAUAAAAUGACAGUACAAAGAUUAGCAACUCACACAUUAACUCAAGGUUUACAAACAAUGGAUAGAGCAAAAAUUAGUACAGCUGUACAAGUAUUCCAAAAUCUAGGAAUUGUAAAUGGAGCCAUAGAUAAUGUUAUAGAUUCUGCUUUAUCUGACAUUGAAAAAAUUGCUACGGAAUCUUUAGAUGUGACCUUAGCACUAAAUCAAGAUUUUGGAAAAAGAGGAGCACCUGGGAGGGCUGCUAUUCCUUCUCCUGGUUCCUCUGGAAAUUUACGUACACGAAUUUGGGAAAAUCUUGAAAGGCUUUUUCAAGAUACACUGUAUACACAUUGUUUGCAAAUUGAAUUACUACAAAGAAUAUUGAUAGAACAUCAUAUAAAGGGAUUAGACGAAUUAUCACAAAAAUUUUGGGACAAAGUAAAUUGUCUACUUUCUAAAGUAUUAGUUGAACGUGCUCAAGGAUCCUCAUUUGUAAAACAAGCAUUAGAAGGUGAAUAUCCGAAAUUUUUAAGAAUAUUUUUAGAUUUGAGCAAACGAUUAAAAGAAAGGUCACAAAGUAUUGGAAUUUAUCAUAUUAACCAUAAUGUAUUAUUACCUUUUGAAAAUGCAUAUUUAUCACGUUCUGUAUCGCGUUUAUUGGACCCUGUACAUACUAUGUUCUCUGGAGAAGGAUUACCAACACAAGAUGAAAUUGAUAGUCUCAUACGCACAGUAACAAAUGAAUUGAGUGUAUCAUUAGUUGAUGAUGGUCUUUCAGUAGUAGUUGCUCGUAAUGUAGGCAAGGCUAUAAGACUAUUUUGUUUAAAAUGUGAACAAGGAUUGCUCAUGGGAGGAGAAGCUAGUCAAGUAAUUGAUUCUCCUACCAGUGUUCAGCAGACAAAUGUGUCACUUGCCAAUCUGCUUUAUUACCUUUCUAGUCAAAUAAAUCGUGUAAUAGCAAAUUUAUCUACUGGUUUACCAAGUGAAGGAAGCACAGUGAUUUCUGUAGCUCUAAAAGAAACUGAUGUACUAACAAAGAAUAUAUUAUCACCAUUAUUGGCUUCUAUCAGUGAUGCCAUUGAAAGUAUUAUUUUAACUAUGCAUGAUGAUUCAGAAUUUCGAGAUCCAAGUAGUCCUUUAGGAAAAGAGAUAAAUUGUUCACUUUAUAUGCGCGAAUUACAAGGAUUUAUUUUACGAUCUGUAAAUACAUUUCUUGUACCAUAUAAAAAUCAAGCGAUUGUUACCGAGUGUUGUAAAACUGUUGCUUCGCGGUGCAUCGAACUUUUUAUAAGACAUGCUUGCUUAUUACGACCAUUAACGGAAUUUGGGAAAGCAAAACUUAUUGCCGAUUUCAAUCAGAUAGAAGUAGCUGUUGCUCCCUUAUGCAGAGGUGGACAACUAGGAUCAUCAGAGCAACAGCAGUAUAGAACACUAAGGGCCUUAAAAGCAUUGAUUCCGCUUAGUCCUGAUGAAAUUGUUCAGAAAGUUUUAGAAGGAGAUGGAGACUGCGGCGUACCCCGUUCUCUGGUUCUUCUACAUUUAUUUUCUACAGCACCCCCUGAAUUAGUAUCUCCACAUCAAAGCGCAAGUUGGUCGGUGGGACGAUUAUCUCAAUGGAUGGAUAAAAAUAAAAACGAAAGAGACAGAUUAACAUUUUGCAGCGGGCCUUUGGAACGUUAUCAGUUAACUGUUAGACAGCAGAAUCUUCCGUCAUUUCAUCCAUUAUUUCCACUAAUGAAGAAGUUAGCUAAUCUAAAUGAUCAUUAAAAUUCUAGUAUAUAAGUUCAAGGUAUGUUGUACAUGUCUUAUUAAGUACUUUCCAUAAUUAUAUAAAUGGUAUUAAAUCGUGUAUAAAUAAUUUAUUAAUAUUGCCAACGAAUAAAUUUAAAAAAAGAAUUUAUUGUACAAAAGUUACAGUUAUAAACAAAAGUUACAGUAUAAAGUUACAGUUAUUACAGUUAUAAAUGAUAUCACAGUUUUAUUAAGUCAUUAAUCUCUGAAUGCACAUUGUUUUAGAAAAGCAUAUUCCUACAAUUAGUGUAACACUUAAAAA